CUGAUAAUACUGUUGUACUUUCAUUUAAAUAUGGAUUUGAAUCCAAGACUUUUACACGAUGCUAUUAUUACUUUUACUUAUUUAAAGGGUCUGAAUACGUCCACUGGUGAAUGUAAACAGCAACAGUCCAUUUAUAGCCUCAGUGAUCCUGACUGUGUCUCCUGCUACAGUCUCAGCUGAGCUGACUGGAUGGAGGCAGCAGGCUGCUGCUAGCUGGUCAAAACACUCCGAGGUGAAAGGAGCAACAAUGAGCCGACAAGGUUUUAGUGGGACUUCACCAUCCAUGAACUUCUCUUCGAGGGUAGCAGGAAAUGGAUGCUCACCCACAGAUCUAACAGAGGAGGACAUCGACAAUCUACAGUUUGAACUUGCAAAGAUUGAGGAUGAAAUUCAGACCUUGCGGCAGGUGCUUUUGGCCAAAGAACACUAUGCAGCAGACAUCCGGAGACAGCUGGGUUUGAGUCCUCUCAGUAACAUCAAACAGAACUUGUCCAAAGGAUGGCAGGAAGUCCAGACUUCAGCCCCAUAUCUCACUGCUUCUGCCACUCUGGACGACAUCAGCAACUCCAAUGUAUACAUGAGGACCCGGGAGAGUCUCUCCUAUGCAGGCCAGGUGACGUCCUCUGCGUUGUCCAGUGUGGGUGUCGUCAUCACCAGGAGACUGGCAGAGAUGAGAGCUCUGCCUCUUCCAGUCCCACCACGCUCCCUGAACCACACCAUGAGCGUGCCGACUAUGAGACACUCCUCUACAUUCAAGUCUUUUGAGGAAAUGGUUGGCAAUGUGAAGGAGAAGGUGACUGGCAGUCUGACAAAUAACAGAGACACCUCUGGGUUUGAAAGAGGAUCCUCGCGCCACAGCACAUGAGAUGGACCCGUUUAACACACCACAAUAAUUUUUCAUACUUUGUAAAGUUAUGAAAUAAUGUUUUAUUUUUGCUCCCUUGUCUGUGUAAAUUUGUUCUCAAUUAUUUUUGACUGUUGUAAUAAUACAUCAGUAAUCAUAAUCAGUUUGUAUUGUAAAAUUAUUUUGAACUCCAAUAUCAAAAAUGUAAUUUUCAUUUUGACAUGUGAAUGCAGUAAAUCCAUCAUAAAUAUGCUGAAUUAUUUGGAAUAUGCAUUCAUUGACAUUAACUGGGAUAUUUAAAAAACAGAAAAAACUGAUUUUUCAAUUAAAGUCAUUUGAAUGGUG
Molecule: messenger RNA, 1189 nt
Organism: Thunnus maccoyii (southern bluefin tuna)
Lineage: Eukaryota; Metazoa; Chordata; Actinopteri; Scombriformes; Scombridae
Product: tumor protein D54-like
Exons: 9
Coding region: 248-865 (205 amino acids)
Cellular component (GO): cytoplasm
Source: RefSeq, a predicted model, not a curated record